CUUGCCGGUGAGUUCCGAGCCGGCUACCCAGCACACUCUGAGCCCCUCGGAGCUGAAGCCUUCCCCGGGAGCCCCGUGCCCACUGAGCGCGGGCUCUAUAGCCGGGCGCCGGGCGAGCGGACCGCGAGGAAGAGGCCGACGGGGCCGAAGAGUCCGAAGAAGGGACCCGCAGACCCCCGAGUGGCCAGGAUGGUGGCAGAGGCGGCCCGGGGCAGCCCCAAGCCCGGAGAGGCCAACGGCGUAGUGGCGGGCGCGGGGCCCCCGGGCCGCGCGGGCGGCGCGGGCCGGCGGGCGCAGCGGCUGCGCUCGUGCCUGCGCGCCCACCUGCUGGUGCUGCUGACCGUGGCUGGAGUGGUGGCGGGCGCUGGGCUGGGCCUGGCCGUGGCGCGCUGGGUGCCGCGCCUGAGCCGGGCGCAUCUAGUGGCCUUCGGCUUCCCGGGGGAGCUGCUGCUGCGCCUGCUGCGCCUGAUCAUCCUGCCGCUCGUGGUGUGCAGCCUGGUGGGCGGCGCUGCUAGCCUGGACCCGGUGGCACUGGGCCGCGUGGGUGGCUGGGCGCUGCUCUUCUUCAUGCUUACCACACUUAUGGCCUCGUCGCUUGGCGUGGGGCUCGCCUUUGCCUUGCGUCCGGGAGUAGGCAUCCAGGUCCAGGCGGCACACGACACGCAGCCGCACCCCACCAAGGAGAUGCUCGACUCCUUCCUGGACCUCUUCAGGAACAUCUUUCCUGAUAACCUGGUAACUGCGGCCUUUAGCUCUUAUUCCACCAGAUACAUAGCGGUCAAUGACACCACCGGUACACAGAAUGGUACAAUAAAGGUACUUUUUGGUGAGGAGGGGAUGAACAUUCUGGGGCUGGUGGUGUUUGCCAUGGUGCUUGGAGUUGCCCUCCGUAAGAUCGGGGCAGAAGGGGAGCUGCUCAUCCGCUUUUUCAACUCCUUCAAUGAGGCCACGAUGGUGAUAGUGUCCUGGAUCAUGUGGUAUGCGCCGGUGGGCAUCAUGUUCCUGAUUGCAGGCAAGAUUGUGGAGAUGGAAGACGUAGGGCAGCUCUUCGCCGGCCUGGGCAAAUAUGUUUGCUGCUGUAUCCUGGGGCACCUCAUCCACGGCCUUCUGGUCUUGCCCCUCAUCUACUUUGCCAUCACACGCAAGAACCCUUACCGCUUCCUGUGGGGGAUUGUGCCAGCCUUGGCCACUGCCUUCGGGACCUCUUCUAGCUCAGCCACGCUCCCACUGAUGAUGGAGUGUGUGGAGGAGAAAAAUGGUAUCUCUAAACACAUCAGCCGCUUCAUCCUUCCCAUUGGAGCCACUGUGAACAUGGAUGGCGCUGCCCUCUUCCAGUGUGUGGCUGCUGUUUUCAUUGCCCAGCUAAACAACGUGCCUCUCAAAUUCAUCCACAUCAUCACUAUCCUCAUCACUGCCACGGCCUCCAGCGUGGGUGCAGCUGGCAUCCCUGCAGGGGGUGUGUUGACCUUGGCCAUCAUCCUGGAAGCUAUCAGUUUGCCUACUAAGGACAUCUCCAUCAUCUUGGCUGUGGACUGGCUGGUUGACCGCUUCUGCACCAUCAUCAAUGUGGAAGGGGAUGCCUUUGGAGCUGGCCUACUUCAAUGCUACGUGGACAACACCAAGGCAGGGGCAGGAAGUCUGGGGUCCGAGCUGGCAGAGGUCAAAGACAAUGCCUCCACGGUCCCCCUGUCUCCAGAGGCGGACCCACUCAUUCUCAAGAUGGUCAAGUCUGGCCCUGCUGGGGAUGCAAACACCUGUGAAAAGGAGUCGGUCAUGUAGAGUUGCUGCCCCUAGCUUACUCCUGAAAGGGCCGAAGGCCUGGAACUCUCCCAGGCUCCACAAAGACUUAGGGGUGACCCUUUCCGAAAGGGAGUUUCUUUCCCACACUCCAGUGGCCUUUUCUGGCCUGGGAAGGGUCAUUUCAAACCCAUGGCGUCUCCUUUGUUUCCUCCUCUUUGGGACCCUGCCUGUUGUGUCCUGAGGAAGCUUCUAGAGCUCAGAGAAGGAACUGGACCGACACAUUUCCUUUUUGCUGCCUGGGGACACCGAGUUGGACAAUUCAGCUCCCCAUCCUGACCAAAGGUCUUGGGAUCUUCUCCCACCUACCUCUACACCCUUUUCAGGCUGACUGUUGGCCUCUGUGGGCCUCUCUCCUCAGGACACACUGUUCUGGUCCUGCUUGGGCCGGUAGAAUUGGAGUGACAGCAGCGUCUGGGGAAGGGGGGGGCGGGCAGGCUGAAUGGGAGCAGCACUCUGGCCCCCAGCCCGUUCUCCAUUUAGGCUGGGGGAGGAGGUAUGGUCCAAGGCAAUAAAUGUGUGUCUAACCAGUC
Gracilinanus agilis (Agile Gracile Mouse Opossum) is the source of this 2330-nucleotide messenger RNA. It is a transcript of the gene SLC1A5, whose product is annotated as solute carrier family 1 member 5. The record is from RefSeq and is a predicted model, not a curated record. NCBI's taxonomy places the organism in Eukaryota, Metazoa, Chordata, Mammalia, Didelphimorphia, Didelphidae. The transcript has 8 exons. Gene Ontology annotation, molecular function: symporter activity; L-aspartate transmembrane transporter activity; neutral L-amino acid transmembrane transporter activity. Gene Ontology annotation, biological process: L-aspartate import across plasma membrane. Gene Ontology annotation, cellular component: plasma membrane. Bases 190 to 1779 code for a protein of 529 amino acids.